This is a messenger RNA of Drosophila grimshawi, 8649 nucleotides long. RefSeq lists its product as uncharacterized. Gene Ontology annotation, molecular function: neurexin family protein binding. The coding region runs from base 1 to 8649 and encodes 2882 amino acids. Gene Ontology annotation, biological process: exocytosis. NCBI's taxonomy places the organism in Eukaryota, Metazoa, Arthropoda, Insecta, Diptera, Drosophilidae. The record is from RefSeq and is a predicted model, not a curated record. Gene Ontology annotation, cellular component: plasma membrane; exocytic vesicle. The transcript is spliced from 11 exons.
AUGAAGCAACAGAAACAACAACAACAACAACAGCUCCUCGAACACAACAACUACAACAAUCUACACAGCGACUCGAGUCGCCACUGCGCCCGCUGCACCACCGAAUUGGGCCGCAUCACCAACCGCGGCGCCCCCUGUCGCGUCUGCAAGCUGCGCGUGUGCAAAGCCUGUCGCGUCCAUCACGCUCUGGACUGGGUGUGCGUGGUGUGCCACAAGCAACUGGAGAUCCAAGCCGCAAGCGGUGAGUGGCUGAAGGAAGCUUAUGCAUCCUGCGAGGCAGUGGAUCAUCUGAGCACCAGCGACGUGCUUCGGAAAAGCAUACGACGCUCCUGGACCAUAUCAAAUCCCGAGGACGAUCCGAAUAAUCCGAAUGCACAGCAACCCAUCGCUGAUAAUUUGUAUCCACAGCAGCAGCAUCUGAUUGAGGCACAGUCUGCGGGCAGUUAUCCAGCACUGCACCAGCAUACGUUGCAUCAACACUCACUUCACCAGCAGCAGCAACAAUUGCAGCAGCAGCAGCAACAACAGCAGCAGCAGCGACAGUCGCAUUAUAAUAGUGGCAGUGCCACGCCCAUUAGUGGCAGCAAGUGGGCGUUGGGCAGACGUGUUCUCCGGCAAUCGACACUACCCAGCACACUGAAUAACGAUCCCAAUCUGAGUGGCAGCGGUGCCAAUUUGUCCAACUAUAAUUCAGCCAAUUUGACAGCGCCAACAUCGCCACACAAACUGCAACAGAAUCCACUCUAUCCGAGUGCCUAUAAUAGCGACGAUAUAAUCCAUAUGAAUACGGCAGCGGAUUGCGAUAAUUACGCACAGAUCCAGUUGCAGCAGGUGCAGCCACAAUUGGAGGCAGCUUCGGUGCCACCGUCGCACAGCCAUCGGUUGCAGGUGCGCCGUCAAUCGACGCUGCCGGCGAAUCCAUGCCAGGCACAGGGGCCACCCAGCAUUUAUAUGUCCACGUCACCGAAUCGGGUCUAUAGUCGUUCGCCCGAACGAUCACCGGGUGAACAGCAACGUUAUCCGCCCUUCACCAGGCAAACAUCCUUCCCGGAGCCACCCAGCAAUUAUCAUCGCACCAAGUUGCUGCCCAGCACAGCUAACCUAAAUAAUCAACAAGCACAGCAAGCCCAGAACACAACUCAGGCUGCGCCACCUCUCAACUAUGAAUCGCAAUCUUCGAGCAUGGCCAGUGAUGAAUUGGACUACGGCCAAUCGUAUAACAAGCCACGCAUGAUGCGUCAGGCGACGCUUCCCAAUCCCGAUCAACAUGUCAAGCUGUUGCCCACAUCGCCGCCGAAGCGUCAAACAUCGCCCUCAUUUCGUCGCUCACCGGAAUUUACACGACAGCAAACGUUGCCUAAUCCGGAGGCAUUUGGCACUGGAAAUACGCUGACGGUGCAUCAGACACCGCCGGCCAAAUUUAUGCCCAUCUCGCCGAGAACCAAACAGAAUUUCCUAUUUCCCAGCGUGCAGAAUCCCCGGCAGUUUUUGUCGCAACAAAAUGUGCCGACGGUGGGUGCCACAGAUCUCGGUAGCGGUGGCAGCGUGGCAAGUGGCGCAGGCGAACAAUACUCGAGCAGUCAGAGCGUGAAUAUCCAUCACUCGCGCGAUCCACACUCGAAGAUGAUUAAGGUGCGCAGUCACAGCAACGAGGAGUACUCCAACAGCAAUAAGAGCCACGUUGAGAAUCGUCGUCUGCUGCCCGAGAUUCCCACCAGUCAACGCUCCUCGAGCCGCUCGCCCAGUCGCCUGGUGCGUCAGGAUUGCCUCAAGGAACAGGACCAUGGGUCACGUACCUUUGGCGAGGCCAAGCAGCAGUUCAAUCAGUUCCCCGAUGUCAGCGAGGAGCGUGAAUAUGUCGAUUAUUUUGGUAAUAGUGCAACCAGUUUUCUGGAAUCGGAUGAGGUGCAAUAUGAGAAGAACUACAAUGCCGGCUUCAGCAGCGAACCGCGUAUCAUCUACAACGAUGGCUCCGACGAUGCCAGCUACAAGCCUAACCACACUCGACCCAUCUACAGUGCCGAGAACAUGCUCACCGGCAUCGACAACAAUAGCUAUGGUGUUGCGGCUCCUUUGGCGCCCGGCUUCUAUACGGACAUGGGCGGGGGCGGGCAUGUGAAGCAGCACAGUGGAGCCGCCCUGCCGCGCACACCCCUCAUGCACAAUCGCAUGAGGAGGCGACAGUCGCGAGAACUGCCCGUGCCUCCCGAGCUGACUAGCACAACAGAAGCAAACUACGCUCCUGAAGCAGCAACAACGGGAGCAGGACCAACAGCAGCAACAGCAGCAGUAGCAACUGCAACUGCAACUGUUUCCAACGAGCCGGAUCGUCGCAAGCCGGAACAGAUGCGUUCCGUUUCAGAGGAUUCGGGUGCCAAAACGGCACCCAAGCCAGUAACAAGACGCUCCUUCUCGCAUCCCGAAAAGGACUCGGUGCCACCAAAGAAAGCGGAGACCUCAAAAAUACCCAGCCCGCGACCGCUGGCCGAUAUUCUGGAUAAGACGCGUCUGGGCGCCGGAGCAUCCAAAAUACCGCAAGCCCGCCGCCGGAACAGUCGCGGCGAGGAGGGUAGUAGAGUACCGCAGCAUCACUACUCCUUCCAUGAACUGCUUAAGCACCAGAACUCUGAUUUAACCAACCGCUUGAAAAAAACGCCAAUUCCCGUUAACACAGUACCAGACAAACAGGAGGAGGAUAAGCAGGAGCAGCAACAAAUUGGAGCAGCGGACAAGUCCGGCAAUAAGGCAACAAAUGAUAAUGCAGAUGGUGGUUCAGCAACGCACACUUCAACAUUGGGGGAGCAGGAGCUGCAGAAUGCAGUGGAGGCAGCGGCCGUUGUCUUCAAGAAGGUCGUCCUGCAGCGGCGCAAGGAGAAGGAGAACAAGGAGAAGGCCGCCGAGGAAGCCUCGCCGCAUAAUGUGGCAGCUGGCAACGUUUCGAGUGUGGAUGCCAUGGAAACGUCAUCGUCAUCGGAGCUGGAGUUCAGGUGCAGCAGUGGCAUCAGCAACGGUUUCACUGGACGCGCACUUCAGUCGCAGUACAGCGUUGAAGCCGAUGAGUUUAAAUUAGUUUUUCUCAACUCUGACUCCUCAUCGUCCUGCAAAGAAGAGGAAGAAGAGGAAGAGGAGGAGGAGGAUGCAGAUGAUACAGACUCCGCUUCGAGUUCCUCCUGUUCCACGCAUCACUGCCACAGCAUUGUGAGCAAUGUGGAGGAUUGCGAUUGGGAUUACUUUGAACCAUCGAUGAUAGCGGCGACAACAACAACAACAACCACAAUGAUUGCCUAUGCCAGUGCGACAAGUGCAACGCCAACGCCACCACCACGUCUGCGUCGCCGUUCCAGUGACUCGAGCGAUUCCCCCCUGCUCCAACGGCGGGGGCAACUGCGUAGCUAUUGCUCCAAGAUUAGAGAGAGCGAUACGGGCACCGAUGAGGAACUGCAACUGCCCCGCACUGAGAGUAGCUCCCAGACGAGCUCCGAUCAGACGCCAGCAAUGCCACUCAGCAUGAAGGCAAGGAUCAAGACACGUUUCCUCAAGAGCCACCAUCACCAUCAUCAUCAGCACCACUACAACAAUCGCUGCAGUGGCUGCAAUGUUGCCGCAGCAGCAGCAGCAGCAACCACUCAGCCACAAUAUGUGCCCAUUCCUGUGCCGGUGCCGAUUCCCGUGCCACUUGCCGCCUACCACAGCUGGCAGCUGGAGCAUCCGGCGACACCGUUGCUCGAGCAGGACGAACAAUUGGCCGCCUCGCUGCAACAACUGUGGCAGGCAGCUGCCGCUGCAACCUCAACGACAACAACAACACCCAAUUCACCGCAAUUUGCGGCAGCAGCAGCAGCAAUGGUUGCCUAUUCGCAGCAAUUCGCCGCGGCAAGCAACAUUAACAGCAGCAGCGACGCUGAAGAUGAGCGUCGCAGUCGACGCAGGCUGGUGCAGCGCAGCUACGAUGUGGCUCAAGCCAUGCAACAGCAGCAGCUGGAGCAGGAGGAGGCGCCACCCUUGAUGCACCAUAGCACCACAGAUGGCAGCAGUAGCAGCUCCAGUUCCAGUUCGAGUUCCUCGUCGGCAUCCUUUGAUUCGGAUGAAAUGGGAACUGUGGCAAAUUGUCGUCCGAAAAGGCGACGCUUCAACAAGGUGUUUGUGGUCAAUCAGCGGCAAAUGCGGCACAGUUCAAGCAGCGACGAGGGCGAUUCUUCGUCAGAGGCAAAUCUCGAGGAUUCAUCCGAUAAUGAUACGGACACAGAGCGCACAGAUUGUGGCAUAAAACUCAACUAUGUUAAGCCAAUAACAGAAGCUGUAACAGAGGCGGUAACAGAGACGGAGACGCAGGCAAUACAAGAGCAACAGGAACCGGCAGAGACGCAGACUGAGACACCGACAGAGGCAGCACGUGAUGCUAGCAGCGACGAUGAUGAAGAUGAUGAUGAUGUCGAUGAUGUUGUUGAUGAUGAAAGUGAAUGCCGACGCCGCAGUCGUCGGCGCAGUCGCCGCAUUGCCAACUCAAGCGAUGAGCUUGCCAACUGCAUUGUUGUUGUUGGCGGCAGCACAGAUAACAGCGCCAACGAUGAUGGCGGUGUCAUUUUGCAUCGCAUGCGUGCCUUGCCAGACGACGACGCAGACGCCAACGUCAAUGUUGCUGUGGAACAAUUAGAGCAAUCAUUUGAAUUGAGCAGCGUUGCUUUGGCUGCCUGCGAUGAGUUGCAUAGCAUUUCGAAUGAUGUGAAUCGCUUGUUGCAGUUGCACAAACAGAAUUCACAGUUGGAAUUGAAAUUGCAGCGACUGCGACGCGGCGUUGCUGAAAUCAAUGAGGAUCAUCUGCUGCUGCCGCCAAGCACCGAAGCAGCGAAGCCAAACGAAUGCAAAACAAAUAUUGAAAAAGAAGAAGUAGAAAAAGAAGAGGAGGAGGGGAAGGGUGCGUUGUCUGCUGUUUGCCAUUCCCUGAAAAGUGUUAAUGUAAAAACGAAUAAUGACGAAAGCGAAGCAGCGCAACAAAACAGACACAGUCAAAGCAAAGAGCGUAAACAGCAUGUAAAAGAAGAAGCAGCAACAACAACAGCCUCGCUUGGUUUUUCAUGCCAACAGCAGCAGGUAAAAGCAAACAGCGAUAAUAAAGUGACAGCCAUGCAAACAUCGGCGACGACCAUCAAAGAGCGAACAGCUGUGCAAACGCAGCCAGUGGCAGUUGGAGUGAGAGAGCCAGAGUCGAAUGAAGUAAGAGAGCGGGAGGGAGAGGCAGAGGGAGUUCGUGUGCUAAGCAGCGAAGCAUGCAAAAUAAACGACGACUUAAGCGACUCGUUCGACUCUCACUCUCGGCCCAUAACGAGUAAAGCACCUGAAACGAAGCAGCAACAGCCGCAGCAGGUAGUUGUGAGAGCGGCGGAUGGUGAGCGUAAUAAAGAGAGCGCAAUUUUGCUCUCAAAACAAGAAGAAGAGGAAGAAGAACAACAACAACAAGAGCGGCUACCUGUUGCUGCUCACGAAGCCGAUUGCGCAGGCGAAACGAAGUCAAAGUCGAAGUCGAAUGCGAACAGCAACAACCACAUUGCUUUUAGCCAGAACUUUGGCAAUGAGUCACUUGGCAUUGAGUUGACGCCAAGUGAACGGGAUUUAUCACGAGAUUCCUACAGUGUCGAUUCCCUCAAUGAAGCCCAACCCCCGAAACCUUUGCCGGAUGAUGGCCUCGCCGAUGAUGAUUCUUGGGUGGAAGACCUCAGUCAGGCUGAGGAGGAGGAUGAGGAGGAGGCAAUGACCACAACACCCACAGCCACCGAUUCGGAGGGAGAUGGUGAACUAUCCAAUGGACGUCUCAUCUACAUGGAUAGGGAUCGGGAGGACGAGUUGAGGGGCUAUAAUCGAUCGGCAAUUGAUUUUACGCUGCACACAAUUGUUGAGGAGAGUUGCGAGGAGAGCGAAGUGGCCUCGAUGAGAGCGGAUAAUGAACUGGACGCUGAGCUGGCAGAGGAGGAACACGACGAGGAGGAGCUGGAACAAGAUCUGGCGGAGCGGAGACGUCAGCGCACCUUGCAACAUCAUCAUCGACUGAGCGCCUCCGAGUUGGAAAAGUAUUUCUUCUUUGGGCUGGGCGAUGGCAAAGUGAUGAGUUCCAUUGAUACCCGUUAUGAGGAUACCGCCUCGGAGGUGAGUUCCGAGUGUUCCGAGGGCAUGGAUUCCCUGCCACAUGAGGAGCAACUGCUCAUGGAUGGUGGAAAUAGUGCGGCCGAUUUGGCAUCAUCGCGACUGGAAAAGUAUUUCCUGUCGGGUUUCAUGGGCUUCAGUGGUAGUGGCGCUGGCGGCAACAGCGGCGAGAAGCAACCGGAGAGCGAUGCGAGUGGCGGCAGCGUGGGCAGCGAUAGUGAAGGACAUCCGAGUCCCAGUCAGCGGCGCAAGCGUUUAGUACGCGCCCGAGGCACACCUCGUAGUCACAAUUCCUCCCUAGACAAUCUAUUGUUGCCACCUGAGGCGGAUGCUUUAGUGGAUGCCACGUGCUGUGCUGUGGCAGACACCUCCGAAUCGGAGGCAGGCUGCGACGAUACCGUGCUCCAUUUGCCCAGUGCCUGUGAGCGAGCCUCCGAUGGCAGUUCUUCGGACACCAUUAAACGCAAGAAGCAGUUGAGAAAACGACACGAUUCCCUCGACGAGAAGAAGUUGCACGAGGAUCUAACGACACCUGGUGCUGUUGCGGAGCAUCUGGCCACAACGCAGGCCAAGAAGCAGCAGCAUCAUAGUCGCGACAGUGGCUUUGUGGGCAGCAACGAUGAUCUGUUGAAGACCAGCCCCGAAGUGGAGCCACAAUGCAAAUCUCCAACGCCAGCUUUAAGUCAGAUUAGCGAGGAUCGCGAGAAACUGGAACUGGAACUGGAACCCAGCACAAGUCAAGCAGCUGCAGCAGCAGCAGCAGCGACGAUGACGACCACACGAAGGAUAACUCUAAUGCCCAACAACAGCUCGAAUCUUGUGCGCAAGGAUAGCUUCAACAAUUGGAGCUCCGACGAGGAGACCAAUUUGAUGAUGAGCAAAAUGCGUCAGUUCUUCAAGACGCUAAUUGUGGCCACGGCGAAUGCUCAAACACAGAAUCAGAGUCAGACUCAGACUCAGAAUCAGUCGCAGGGCAGCACACCCAGCUCCGUGAGAAGAUUGGGCUGCAAAUCGGGAAAGACUUCGCGUCCAGCUCAAUUGGCGUACUUUGAGAAUGAAUUGACGCGUCUGAUGAAAACGGUGCCGGGUAUCAAUGAUGAACAGGUGCGCGAGAUCGUUGAAUAUCUCAGCAGCGAAGAUACCUGGUCGGAUUCGUAUGAUUCCUCGGACUAUACCAGCUCCGAUCUGGAGUGCAAUGAGCACAAGGGUCAGCUGAAGGCACAAAUCUCGGCAAGCUGCCAGCAGAUCAUCAACAAGUUCGAGGUGGAUGAGGAAGGAGUGCGUGGCGAUGGUGGCUUAUUGGAUGAAACGCAUGCUUUAAAUGGCGACUCGGCUUUUGUCUACCAGAAACUGGUGGCUUCAUUCAGCAAGGUGGCCGUGGAGCAACCAGCUCAGCCCGUUGAGCUGCAGCAGGAGGAUGUCCAAGCGGAGCAGCGAUCCCCGCAACUCUUUGCCAAGGUGAUGCAACAUAUUGGCACACGUCUGGUUGCGCUGAUGCAUGAGGUGAGCAGUGGCAAUGAGACGCCCACCUCAACGCGACACAGUCGCCGGCAACAGGUGAAGAUAUCGGCCAGCACCACCGAGGAUGAGGAGGAUGAGGCUGAGCAACUGAAGGCAUUGCCUCUCAAACAACUCAAGUUGCGCAGUCGGUCGCAUGAUUUGCUGCUGGAUGGGAAUGCGCCUGGACAAACACAUGGACAUGGCUAUGGACAUGGCCAGGCGCACAUGUUGCAUGCUGCACAUGCUCAAACUGGAGCAGUUGGCGGAGGAGGAGCAACUGGAACAGGAGGAGUAGGAGUAGCGGGACCCACGUCUGGCACGGAUGCCACAACUGGCGAAGAAUGUGGCAUUGCCAGCGAUUAUGAGCGUUUCUCGUGGCGCGGCAGUUUUGAGUCGGCAUUACUGGCUAAUGGCGAUAGCAGAACGAGGCUCAGCCAGCUGAGCCAAUUGGACAGGGACAACUCGUCGUCUGCGUCCGCUUUGGCUGUGGCAAAGCGCAGAUCUGCAGGCGACCUGCUCUUCAGCCAGCAUCAGCAGAGUCUCAGUCGCGAGCAGCUCGAUCGUGUGCGCUCCUGUGGCAGCAUUGGCGGCGGCGACGCCCAUCAUCAUCAGUUGGAGUCAUCGCCCGCUAAGCCGUGGCUCUCCUCGGCCGACUCCGCGAAGGAUGUGCGUCGCUCCAGUGUUCCCGAUGCCAUCUACGAAACGGAUUCCAGCGAUGACGCCUCCAAUUCCAACACCACACAUCGUUCGACGUUGCCACGCAGCUUGACUGGCAGUGGUCAGGUGGCAAGCACCAAUUCGCUGCCACGUCUGCCUACGACCAGUGGUGCAUCUGUUCCAUUUACGAGCACGCCCAUCGUGACCAAGUCACAGAAUGCUCUCAAUUAUACGCCAGCCUCCAUGGCGACGGGCAGUGCGAAGAGUGCUCGUUAUCGCUCGCCAGGAUUGGCGGCAAGAGCUGCGGCAGCCAACAGCAGCAACAGUCGUGCUCGAGUGCACCAGCAACCAUAG